Molecule: messenger RNA, 3083 nt
Organism: Paramecium octaurelia
Lineage: Eukaryota; Ciliophora; Oligohymenophorea; Peniculida; Parameciidae
Source: the annotation of a GenBank genome assembly
AUGUCAUAUAUUAGUUUUAAGGUGAUAACAGAGACGAGAUAUUCACAAAUAGUUCGUAUAUGCGGUAAUCAUCCACUUCUUGGUUAAUGGAAUCCCCAUGACUCAUAUCAAUUACUCACUUCAAGUGAAACCUAUCCUGAAUGGGGCCACGAAAGCAAAAUUCAAAUUGAUCCAAGUAAAUAAUCGUUUUCAGCUUUUAGGUUUUCGAUUGGAAUUCAAGUGCCUAAUUCAAGAUGGAGAUGAUUACAUUUGGGAGAGCAUCCCAAAUCGAAUCCAUAAGUGCGAUUUUAGGCGCAAUUUCCUCUAUAUAACAUUCAAUAAACCCUCAAUGAAUAUUAGAACAUUUUAAAAAUAUGAAAUCUCGAAUGAAUUUGUUUAAGAAGAGCUAAGUAUAUAUUUGUAUAAAAUGCAUUUUAGUGAAAGUUUAAAGACUUAAUCGAUCAAGAGAUUAUGAUCCCUUUGAUAAUGCUUUAGAUUCAGUAUGAUAAUCUUUAAAUAUAAAGUCUGAUAACGAAAGCAUUGCAGAAUUAGCGAUAGAAGAAAGAGGACCUGCCACUGUCUCAAUUCGUUAAUUGGAAGCGGAUUGGAGAGAAAUAAUUAAGGUAUAAUAAUAACUUAAUCCAUUUUAGAGUCAUUUUGAAUGUAAACAAAAAUUAAAGUCAAUAUCUAAAUUUAAAAAAAUUUCAGAAUAAUAUGGAUCUUCCGACUUGAUUUUUGAUUAUAAAAGAAAGCGCUCUUCUUCUACUCAAAUUUUUACAGACUCUUAUGUGAUUUGUUUGUCAUUGAAGAUACCUUUAAAAAUAACUUUAAUUGAUUAAUUCUGUAAAGUGACCAAUAAAAAAGGUAUGUUUACCAUAAUUACAUCUAGAUUUAACAAACAAAUAUAAGUUUGAAUCUACCUCAGAUCCAUAUUAUAUCAAUAUGUACAAUCUCUUUAGUAUCCGAUUAAGUUUGAAGGCAAUCUGGAUUGGAUGGAUAGGAAUUCAAAUUGCAGAUGAAAAUGAAUAUGCUUUAAUCUAGCAAUAUAUUUAUGAAUAGUACAAAUGCUUUGGAAUCUAGUUGGAUGAGGAUAUUCUAGGCUGCUUUCCUUAGUUGAUAAGUCCAGUCUUCAAUAAUUUAACUCCACAUUUGCGAUUGCAUUCAGAGGAUGAUUACAUGGAAAUCAAUAAGAUCUUUGCAAAAUAUGUUUAAGAAGCAUUACAAUGCUCACUAUUUCCAAACUAAUUUAGCCAUUUGCACUCGAUAUUCAUUUUUGACUAUCAUCUCUUUUUGAUUCCAAUCUAUAUAAAGGAAGGAUUGAUUCGAAAAAAUGAGAAUAGACCAAGAAUAUGUACCAUUAUGAGAAGAUCAUUCCCAAAUCCUAAAUAGUUUCGAAUUCUUUCAUGCAGUGAAACCAUAUUAUCAUCUAUAUUAAUGAGUGAUCUGAUCUCAUUGAUAUAAUUAAAAGAUUUGUAUUAAUUUAUGCAUUGUCUACCUUAAAAAUAUCAAAAACUAACCCAAGUCUCUGGUGUGAGUGCAUUUACAAUUGAAGUCUUAGGCAGAAAAAUCAUACUGGAUUAUGGGAGUGUUGGCUUGAACAUAAAACAAAUAUCAAACCUAAUUACAGUAGACGAUAUUAAUUAAGAUUAAUAAUUUACUCUACUUGGAGUUGAUAGUUUAUCGCUCUUAAGUGGUCUAAUAUAAAAAUUCAAAAUAAUUGAGUAGAUGCAUCUACUAAAGUAACAUAAGAUCUAAUUAAUUUAAAUCUUAUACACUAAUAAUGACGAAGAUUAUUAGAGUAAUGGUUAGAUAGCUAGAUUCUUAGAAGAAGUAAUGGCAAUGGCAAAAAAAAUUAAUCAAAAUUGUUAAUAGGAAUUAAUUACUAUUAGACUUGAUCUAUCAUAAAGUGAAUUAGUCAGUCUCUACGGAAAGGCUGACGUUUUCAUAAAGACAUCGCUGAGGGAAAGCAUUUGUUCAAACUAUUUAGAAUACAUCUAUGUUAGAUAGUUUAAAAAGAGAGCUGCAAAAUUAGUCUUAAGUUAAUGGUGUUCAUUGAAAGUUGAUCAUAGAAAAAUCAAUCCUAACAAUGCUUCUGAAUCAGCUCAAACAAUCUUUCAUUAUUUGAUUGAUCAAAAACAAACAUUUAUUAAUGUUCCAAGUAGUGAUGAUUGGUUACAUCGAUUAAAUGACCAUUUAAGUUAUUGUGAAGAUUUUUGGUUCGAUAAAUAAUUGUAUGAUUCAGCAAAAGAAUUAACUAUUGGUUUAAAAGAUAAGCAUUUUUGCUCAAUUGAGACAACCAACAUUGUUUCUAAAUUUGCUAAUACAAACUAUCUGGAUAAUCAGAGAAUUAUUAUUCUUGCAUACACUUAAAAAUUUUUAUAGAAGAUCCAAAAACUAGAUUAAUUAGUUUAAGCCUUUGAAAAAUUAGCAUAGGAUGAGAACAAUACUCUCAUUAUUGUUUCUGAUUAGGAAUGUGAACUCAUGGAAUUGAACUUUGGUUCCAUCAAUAAUUUGUAUAUGAUUGCAUAGGAUGGACUCUUUAUAAAAUAAAAUAAUCAAACCAGCUUCUAAUAAAUUGUAGAUAGAGAUGACUAAAUAUAAGCUAAAUUAAAGUAGUUGUCCCUUUUGGAACAUUUGAAUUUAGCAGAAAAGAACUAAAUUUAUACUUUAUCUUUUAAAGAGCAAAUUAAAGAUACAAAUGCUGCUGCUAAUGUUUUCCUCUCUAAUUUAAUUAAAGAACUUAGAUUAGAGUUUGAUGAUUAUUUGGUGUUUUAAGAGAAUUAUACAAUUAAGAUCAAGCAUCAAUAUUAACAAAUAGAAGAAUUACUCAAAAUGAUUAUAAUAAAUGAAACGAAUCAGAAAGGCUUGGUUUCCUUUGCCAAUAUCAUUUCAUUUGAUAGAGGAUGGUUAGAAAAGAUUAUGCAAAUAUUUUAAUAUGCAAAUAUGCCUUUAAACAAAGUAUUAUUCCAUUUAAACUUAGAAAUUUCAUUGUGUCUCAGUUUCAGAUCAAAUCGAAAAGAAUAGCAACUUAGUUAUAGAAUCUACUUAAGAUAUAAUUAAAUUGCUAAACAGAUAUGCUAUGGAAAGUUAAGAUCAAAAAAUGA